Messenger RNA from Penicillium soppii, 1725 nucleotides. Its product is annotated as sphinganine-1-phosphate aldolase DPL1. NCBI's taxonomy places the organism in Eukaryota, Fungi, Ascomycota, Eurotiomycetes, Eurotiales, Aspergillaceae. Gene Ontology annotation, biological process: sphingolipid catabolic process; carboxylic acid metabolic process. Gene Ontology annotation, cellular component: endoplasmic reticulum. The transcript is spliced from 4 exons. Gene Ontology annotation, molecular function: sphinganine-1-phosphate aldolase activity; pyridoxal phosphate binding. The record is from RefSeq and is a predicted model, not a curated record. Bases 1 to 1725 code for a protein of 574 amino acids.
AUGAAGUCCUCCAUACUACCGAUCGCUUUGCAAAACAAGCUGGCAGGCUACAGUGGCUACAGCCGAGUCUCCAGCGCCCAUUUAUCAGCCCUGAAUCUAGACCUCCUCAAAAACAUCCUAUUUAUCCUUUUCAUCCUACGAUACACCCGCAAAACCUUCUACUCCCUCCGCGGCUAUGGCAUCUUCGGCAGCAUCCGCAACCUCUACAUCUCCCUCCGGCUCUUCUGCUACGGUCUCUUCCUGCGCAUGCCCGGCGUCCGCGGCCAGGUCGAUAAGCAGGUCACCGAGGCUAUUACGAAGCUGGAGGCGAAACUGGUGAAAUCUGGACCGGAUGUUACGCGCUAUCUGACUUUGCCGAAGGAUGGAUGGUCUACGGAGCAGGUCCGCGCGGAGCUGGACAAGUUGGCUGCGCUUGAACAUACGCGUUGGGAGGAUGGGCGCGUGAGCGGCGCUGUUUACCAUGGUGGCGAGGAUUUAUUGAAGUUGCAGGCUGAGGCUUUCGGCCAGUUUGGUGUUGCGAAUCCGAUUCAUCCGGAUGUUUUCCCGGGUGUGAGGAAGAUGGAGGCCGAGGUUGUCGCUAUGGUUCUUGCUUUGUUCAAUGGGGACUCUGGUGGUGCGGGUGUUACUACCAGUGGUGGCACGGAGUCUAUUCUUAUGGCUUGUUUUGCUGCGAGGCAAAGGGCUCGGGCGCUCGGUAUUAAAAAGCCCGAAAUGAUCAUUCCUGAUACCGCACAUGCUGCAUUCAUUAAGGCUUGCGACUACUUCAAGAUUACGCUACACCGGGUGGAAUGCCCAGAGCCCGAGUUCAAGGUUAACGUUGCCCAUGUUCGCCGUUUUAUUAACCCUAACACUAUUCUACUUGUUGGAUCUGCCCCCAAUUUCCCCCACGGUAUCGUUGACGAUAUCCCCAGUCUAUCAAAACUGGCCGUCUAUCAUGAUAUUCCUCUCCACGUCGAUUGCUGUCUGGGAUCUUUUGUCGUUGCACUCCUCAAGAAGGCCGGCUUCCCUUCACCGUACGAAGAACAAGGUGGUUUCGACUUCCGCCAACCCGGUGUGACCAGCAUCAGUGUCGAUACUCACAAGUACGGAUUUGCCCCCAAGGGUAACUCCGUCCUGCUUUACCGCAACGAGUCCUACCGCAAACACCAAUACUUCAUCUACCCUGACUGGUCCGGCGGUGUCUACGCUUCUCCCUCUAUUGCGGGCUCGCGUCCUGGCGCUCUCAUCGCCGGCUGCUGGGCCAGCUUGAUGAACGUCGGCGAGAACGGCUACAUCAAGAGUUGUACUGAGAUUAUCAACGCCGCGCGGAAAUUUGAAACAGCUGUCCGAACAGACCCGACCAUCUCCCUGCACAUGGAGGUCAUUGGAAACCCCAUUGUUAGCGUUGUUGCCUUCCGCAGCAAGAAUGGUGCCAUUGACAUCUAUGAUAUUGCUGAUGACUUGUCCGCCAAGGGAUGGCACCUCAAUGCCCUGCAGUCUCCCCCUGCUAUUCACUGUGCCUUUACUAUCCCCACUGCCAAGGCCGUCGACCAGCUCGUCGCCGAUCUGACCGAGGUCAUUGGCAAAGAGCUUGAGAAGGCCGAGCAGCGAAAGCGAGAGGGCAAAUCAUACGUGCUCAAUCGUGGUGAUACUUCCGCACUUUACGGUGUCGCCGGCAGCAUCCCCGAUAAGAGUAUUGUCGGGAAGCUAGCAGAGGGCUUCUUGAACACUUUGUACAAAGCUUAA